Molecule: messenger RNA, 1977 nt
Organism: Benincasa hispida (wax gourd)
Lineage: Eukaryota; Viridiplantae; Streptophyta; Magnoliopsida; Cucurbitales; Cucurbitaceae
Molecular function (GO): protein binding
Source: RefSeq, a predicted model, not a curated record
CAACAAACCUCUGGGAGCUUCGUAAUUCCGACUUCCACGUACUCCCCCUUCCAGACAAAACAAACCAAGCCUAUUCAACACAAACUACGGAAAUAAAUAAAUAUAAUAUAAUGUAAAAUCCCCAUACUGCCCCUCAUUUCUUGAUGCAAUGUGUCGUAUUCUCUGCGUCUUCUCUAACAAGCCUCCGGUCGUAAUGAUAAAAUACAUUGGAGACAGAGAGAGAGAGAGUGUGUGUGUGUGUGUGUGUUGCUGCUGCUGCUGGCACUAGAGACAACAGCAGCUUCGCUUCUUCCUCAAGCCAAACCCACAAUUUCUUUUUUCUUCUUUCUUUAUCCUUUUCAAAUCUUAGUUGCUGAUUUGUAGUUCCGCCAUUAAAAGCUUUCACAGGUUACACUUCCUUUCGUCUUCUCAAUUCUCACGGAAAAGUAAUCCUCCCUUUAUCUGAAACCCACCCCUAUAAAAUCCACCCACAUUUGCUAUUCUUCUUCACGUUAUUCAAUCCAACUCUCAUUGCAAUGGCCAGACUUCCCCUUCUCUGCACUUUCAUGCUCUUCCUCUGUCUGGUUCAUCCUAAUUUCAAUUUGCAUGUAUCCGCAAUGCUGGAUCCACUUGACUUUUUAGCACUUCAAUCCAUUCGGAAGGCUUUGAAAGACAUGCCAGGCUCUAAUUUUUUUGCUUCCUGGGAUUUCACUUCCGAUCCCUGCAAUUUCGCCGGCGUUUCCUGUCAAUCCAACAAGGUCGUCACUCUCAAUCUUGGAGACCCCAGGGCUGGUUCACCUGGCUUAAUUGGUCGAUUAGACCUCUCCAUUGGUAAGCUCUCUGCCUUGGCCGAGUUCUCCGUGGUUCCAGGUCGGAUCUACGGUCCUCUUCCAGAAACACUCUCUCAAUUGAAGAACCUGCGUUUCCUCGCCAUCAGCCGCAACUUAAUCUCCGGCCAGAUCCCGGCGGGUCUCGGCGGCCUACGCAAGCUUAAGACACUGGACCUGAGCUACAAUCAACUGAGCGGACAAAUUCCUCGCCCCAUCGGAACGCUACCCGCAUUAUCCAACCUCAUUCUCUGCCACAACCGUCUGACGGGUCCGCUUCCUCUUUUCCUUUCACGAACCCUAACUCGUCUCGACUUGAAGCAUAACGCGCUCUCCGGUUGGCUUGGUCCAAACUCCCUUCCCCCCACCCUCCAAUAUCUCUCACUCUCUUGGAACCGCCUGGGUGGCUCUGUGGACCGCCUCCUGACUCGGCUGGACCAGUUGAACUAUCUGGACCUCAGCUUGAACCAGUUCACCGGCACAAUCCCCGGCCGUCUAUUCACAUUCCCCAUCACCUCCCUUCAAUUGCAACGCAACCAGUUCUCGGGGCAUGUGGAACCGGUGAAUCACGUUUCAAUCACCACCGUUGAUCUGAGUUACAACAAGUUGUCGGGCCCCAUAUCCCCAUUCUUCUCCACCGUACAGAAUUUGUAUCUGAACAACAAUGCGUUUAGUGGUCGGGUACCAGCUUGCUUCGUCCAACGCCUCCUCUCUGCUAAUAUACAGAUACUAUAUUUACAGCACAAUUAUUUGACUGGCAUAGAAAUUAAUCCGACGGCUGAGAUUCCACUGAGCAGUUCCUUGUGCUUGCAAUACAACUGUAUGGUGCCUCCCGUACAGACUCCAUGCCCGUUGAAGGCAGGAAAGCAGAAGACCAGGCCUCGACAGCAGUGCAACGAAUGGAGAGGCUAGCCCUACAAAACCUUACACGUGGCAUCCAGGGCAUAAUGGGAAACAAAUUUUGCAUUCAUCUUAAUUUCAUUAAAGUUCUUUUUUUCCUUUUUUUCCCCUUUUUUUGGGUGUAGUCGUGGACUGUGGACUGUGGGGGUAAAGACUUAAAGUAAAACUAAAAAAUGUGAAUAAUCGAACAUAUUUGUAAUGUGGAAAUGCAGUUUUGGAAAUCCUAUCAAUUUUAAUAUUAUUUAUUAUCAUUAUAUUAUUGGAAGAUAAA